GUUCUAUUCAUUUAUCGCAAUCAUUCGUUAAUGGGUAAUCGCCGGCAGCAGUACGUAACAGUAUCGUCCGUGCAAAUCGCUUCAUAAAAGAGCAAAAGAAUGGCGUCUGCCACUCUGACGCUCGUUGUGGGGGCGUUAGCCAUAUUGGUGGUCCACUUGAUAAACAAAUACAGUUUUUGGAAGAGACACGGAGUACCGACUGCGAAGGGAUUGGUACCGACGUUUGGUCACGUAUGGCCAGUAGUGAGUUUAAAGACUAGUAUAUCGGAUGUGAUUCGCAGAAUCUACAAUGAAGCUAAUAAUAGCAGUAUGGUUGGAUACUACAAAGUUACAACUCCAGUAUUAAUAGUUCGUGAACCACAAUUAGUGAAGACCAUGUUGCAGACUAAUCUUCCAAGUUUCCACGAGAAUGGGUUGAAAAUCGAUCCUGACCUAGAUCCUCUAGCAUCCAAGAAUCCAUUCUUCAAUUACGGCGAGGUGUGGAUGGCCGCGAGAAAACGAUUGACGUACGCGUUCUCCGGUAUGAGAUUGAAAAUCCUUUUCGGGGCUGUGGCCGGAGUGUGCAAGAAACUCGAGGACUUUCUGGACAAACAUCUGAAGUCGGAGAAGACGUUCGAAGUCGAGCUGAAGUCUUUGUUUUCGAGAUACACGGGCGAAGUUGUCGCGAAUGCUGGCUUAGGCAUCGAGGGUCACUGUUUCGAGGAUAAACCGCAUCCGGGAUCCUUCGACGAGAUGGGCAAACUUAUGGUCCAGCCGAAUUUAGCGACCGGAUUUGUGGUUAUGAUUUUCUUCUUCAUGCCUGUGCUCGGUAAAAUUCUUAGGGUUCCCUUUGUGCCGAGAAAGUUGGACAGAUUUAUAAGACACGUUAUCGCGGAGAAUAUGAAGAUUAGACGAGAAUCGCAGACACCGAGGAACGAUUUCCUUCAAACGAUGAUCGAACUCGAGAAGGACGAAGGGAAAAAAAUGAACCAAGAAAUUCUCACGGCUGACGCGCUUUCAUUCUUUGUCGACGGAUACGAAACGUCCAGCAUCACGCUCAGUUUCGUCGGUUAUCAAUUGGCGGUUCAUCAGGACAUCCAAGAGAAGCUGAGGGACGAAGUUACGUCCACGAUUGCCAAACACGGCGGUACCUUGACCUACGACAGCCUAAAAGAAAUGACUUACAUGGAUCAAGUGAUGAGCGAGUCGCAGAGAACGUAUCCAGCUGUGGGCUUCCUUACCAAGCUGUGUACCCAAGAAUUCGAGUUCGAAGGAUCGGAUGGUCUGCGUUGCCGAGUAAAGCCUGGAACAGAGGUCAUUGUACCUAUUCAUGCACUGCACCUAGAUCCCAAGUACUGGACCGACCCGGAAGUAUUCGAUCCAGAACGAUUUGACAGCGUCAGGAAGCAGAGCAUCGAGAAAAUGACCUUUUUACCUUUCGGGGAGGGUCCAAGGAUGUGCGUUGGCAUGAGAAUGGCAGUUUUGCAGAUGAAGGCUUGCGUGGCAACUUUGCUGCGUGGCUACAAACUCGAGCUGUCGCCGAAAACGCAGCUUCCUUUACGGUUAUCGUCAGCUCAUUUUCUAUCUUCCCCAGUCGGUGGCUUGUGGGUGAAGAUUUCAAAAAUUUAACAACCAAGGUCUGCAAAAAUAGUAAUAUGUACUUUAAACUCAAUCUCAAUUUACUGAGACAAAGAAACAAACGAAUGACGUAACAUAAGGAAAACAACUCUGAACUAAUACUACGUUAUGUGCUUAUAUAAUAAUAAUUUAAAGU
Molecule: messenger RNA, 1753 nt
Organism: Colletes gigas
Lineage: Eukaryota; Metazoa; Arthropoda; Insecta; Hymenoptera; Colletidae
Product: cytochrome P450 9e2-like
Exons: 2
Coding region: 100-1608 (502 amino acids)
Molecular function (GO): iron ion binding; heme binding; monooxygenase activity
Source: RefSeq, a predicted model, not a curated record